Messenger RNA from Lotus japonicus, 5893 nucleotides. RefSeq names its product proteasome activator subunit 4. The record is from RefSeq and is a predicted model, not a curated record. The transcript is spliced from 34 exons. Gene Ontology annotation, biological process: proteasomal ubiquitin-independent protein catabolic process. Gene Ontology annotation, cellular component: nucleus; cytosol. NCBI's taxonomy places the organism in Eukaryota, Viridiplantae, Streptophyta, Magnoliopsida, Fabales, Fabaceae. Gene Ontology annotation, molecular function: peptidase activator activity; proteasome binding. The coding region runs from base 187 to 5715 and encodes 1842 amino acids.
UCCUCAUUCCUCCAAUAGCAAUAAAAAACAACAACAACAAAUUUUCACUUCUUUCUCAACUUUAUUCACCUUCCUUGUUCAGAAAGUUGCUCUCAUUCUCAAUCUUCGAUCCUCACCCUUUCACACUUAUAUAUAAACCCAUAACCUUCCCCUUCUCUCAAUUCUCUUUCAAUUUUCUCGCACAAAAUGCAUCUCUACAAUGCAUGGCUUCCACCGCCUGUGGCGGCUCAGACCGCCGCCGAGAGAGACUCGUUCGCUCGCCUCAUCGCCACCGUCAACUCUUCCUUCACCCGCGAUGAUCCUGAAUCCGUCUUCUCCACUCUCAAAUACGUCUCCGUCCUUGACCUUUUCAUAAAGGCGAAAAGUGAUGUUUCCUUGGAAGAUGUCCGCACCCUUAUUCAAAUGGGACUGGAACUAUUUCAUAUGUCCCGUAGCAAGCUUUAUGCCCAGGUUAGAUGGGGAAAUUUAUUAAUCAGACUACUCAACAAGUAUAGGAAAAAGGUUGCACUGACUAUUGAGUGGAGGCCUCUGUAUGAUACACUGGUUAGCACACAUUUUACCAGAAAUACUGGUCCAGAAGGUUGGAGAGUAAGACAACGUCAUUUUGAAACUAUAACUUCCCUUGUUCAAUCCUGCCGGAGAUUCUUUCCAUCUGGUUCCGCCUUUGAGAUAUGGUCCGAGUUUAAAUCUUUAUUGCAAAACCCAUGGCAUAAUUCGUCCUUUGAAGGAUCUGGUUUUGCAAGACUGUUUCUACCAACAAAUUCAGACAACCAGGACUUUUAUACACAUGAUUGGAUAACAGAGUGUAUAGAUUUGUGGGGAUCUAUACCAAAUUGUCAAUUCUGGAACAAUCAAUGGGCAGAUGUUGUAGCUCGUGUUGUAAAAAGUUACCACAAUGUUGACUGGGAGUGCUUCUUGCCUCUGCUUUUUGCUAGAUACCUCAAUAUGUUUGAGGUUCCUGUUGCAAAUGGAAGUGGAUCAUAUCCUUUUUCAUUGGAUGUCCCAAGAAACACAAGAUUUUUGUUCUCCAAUAGAACUUCCACCCCUGCAAAGGCCAUUGCCAAAUCAAUUGUCUAUUUACUAAAACCUGGUAAUUCAGCACAGCAGCACUUUGAGAAAUUGGUCAACAUUUUGGAACAAUAUUAUCAUCCCUCAAAUGGUGGUCGAUGGACUUACUCAUUGGAUCGCUUCUUGUUUCAUUUGGUGAUUCAAUUUCAGAAGCGUCUACAGAACGAGCAAUUGUUAGAAUCAAUUAUCAUAUGUCAUAUUUUCUGUUUUUUUCUGUGUCUAUUUUAUGCAACUGAAGUAGUUCUGUACUACAGGGGAACAAAUAAUAGCAAACCCACUGAACAGCAUCUUGCGGAAUCAGAUAGGGCUUUCUUUGUUAAUUUAGUGCUAAAAUUAAUUGAUCGUGGUCAAUACAGCAAGAAUGAGCAUCUCUCUGAGACAGUUGCUGCAGCAACUUCUGUAUUGUCUUAUGUGGAACCCUCAUUGGUUCUGCCAUUUGUGGCAUCUCGGUUUCGUAUGGCCCUUGAGACGAUGACUGCCACCCACCAGUUGAAAGUUGCAGUCAUGUCAGUGGCAUUUGUUGGGCGUUCACUAUUUUAUACAUCCAUAUCGGCUUCCUCCAUGAAACCAGUGGAUCUUGGUGGUGGUGAUGAAACAUUCAUUGAUCUUGUGGGGGUUUCAUUAUCCAAUGCAUUACUUGGCAUGGAUGCUAAUGACCCUCCAAAAACCUUGGCUACGAUGCAAUUAAUUGGUUCCGUUUUUUCAAAUUUGGCUUUAUUGGAUGAUAAGAUUGAUGACUUAACAUUAAUGCCGAUGAUCCGCUUUUCUGAAUGGUUGGAUGAGUUCUUUUGCCGUCUGUUUUCUCUACUUCUACACUUGGAACCCAGCAGUGUUAUAAAUGAAGGUCUGCACUCAUCAGCAUCAUCAGGAACUUUUCUAGUUGAUGAUGGUCCAUAUUACUUCUGUCUACUUGAAGUUCUUCUUGGGAGGCUUUCAAAACCACUGUAUAAUCAGGCGUUGAAGAAAAUUUCCAAGUUUGUUAGGACAAACAUUCUUCCUGGUGCUAUUGCAGAGGUUGGACUACUCUGUUGUGCAUGCAUUCACUCGAACCCAGAAGAAGCAGUCAGUCAACUUGUUGAGCCAAUAUUAGCGUCUGUGAUAUCCUCUUUGAAAGAAACACCACGCACUGGAUUUGGAGGAGGAAGUUUUGAUGCUUCUGUUUCAACCAAGGUUAGAUCGACCAUUUCACCUGCUCUUGAGGCUGCAAUUGACUAUCAACUAAAGAUAUUAUCAGUUGGAAUCACAUAUGGAGGUCCAGCGCUCCUCCGGUACAAGGAUCAAUUCAAAGAAGCUAUCUUCUUGGCUUUUGACUCGCCAUCGUGGAAGGUUAAUGGGGCCGCUGAUCAUCUUCUGCGAUCCGUUCUUGGAAGUCAGAUUCAUUAUUAUCCAAUUGACCAGUAUAAGUGUGUUUUUAGUCACCCUGAUGCUGUUGCUCUAGAACAAUGGAUUAGCAUGAAAGAUUUUUACACGGAUGAGAGGUUGAUCCCAAAGUGGCAUGUUCCUAAUGAUGAAGAAAUUCAGUUUGCGAAUGAGCUUUUAGACAUUCACUUUAAGUCAGCUUUGGAUGACCUGUUGAAAAUAUGCCAAACAAAAAUCCAUGCUGAUCAAGGAGAUGAGAAAGAGCACUUGAAAGUGACUCUUUUACGUGUCGAGUCAACAUUGCAAGGACUUUUUUCUUGCUUGCCUGAUUUUGUCCCAGAAUCUAGGAAUGGAAUGGUUGAAGAUUCAAACCUUACAUUUCUAAUUGCUGGGGCAACAGGUUGUACUAUUGGUAGCACUGCUCUUCGAGAAAAAGCUACUGAGGUUAUUCAUGCAGCAUGCAAAUAUAUUCUUGAGAAAAAAUCAGACGACAGCAUCCUGUUGAUACUCGUUAUUCGUAUUAUUGAUGCCUUAGGAAACUAUGGAAGUUUGGAAUAUGAUGAGUGGUAUAGUCACAGGCAGGCUUGGAAGUUGGAAUCUGCUGCCAUCAUCGAACCCCCAAUUAAUUUCAUUGUGUCAACUCAUUCUAAAGGAAAAAAACGACCUUGGUGGGCUCUUAUCGACAAGGCAUUCAUGCACAAUACCUGGAGGUCUUCUCAAGCAUCUUAUCAUCUUUACCGUACAAGUGGGAAUUUCUGUCCAUCAAAUCACGUGACUAUGUUGAUGGAUGAUUUGUUGAGUCUCUGUUUACAUAGCUAUGAAACUGUCCGCCUACUUGCUGGGAAAGCUCUAGUGAAGCUGAUCAAGAGAUGGCCAUCAACGAUUUCAAAAUGUGUGAUUACCCUUGCUAAUAACUUACAAGAGCCCAACCCCAAGGAAUGUGAAGUGUUGGGUUCUUGUUCAGUCCUUGCCUCACAGACAGUUCUCAAGCAUUUGACAACGGAUCCAAAGUCAUUCUCAUCAUUUAUCUUGGCAAUUCUUUCAAGUUCUCAUCAUGAAUCCUUGAAAUCUCAGAAAGCAAUUAACGAGCUUUUUGUGAAGUACAACAUCUAUUUUUCUGGAGUAUCUAGGAGCUUUUUUAGGAUUUCAGAGAAAGAUAAUCAUACUGGUGGACUGGGUUUUUCAGAUUUGGUUUCUCAGAUUGGCUCUCUGAGUUUUGAAUCUACUGGCUUGCAUUGGCGGUACAAUUUGAUGGCUAACAGAGUUCUGCUCCUUCUUGCUCUGGCGUCUCGGAACCACCCAAGUUCAUCAUCUAAAAUCCUGAGUGAAACUGCUGGACACUUCUUGAAGAAUUUGAAAAGUCAACUACCUCAGACACGGAUACUUGCAAUUUCAGCUCUGAAUACGUUGUUAAAGGAAUCACCUUAUAAGCUGUCUCCUGGUGAGAAAUCUGCUGUAGUUGAGGAUUUGCAAGGCAAUAUCAAGUCAUCCCUUGAAGGAACUUUAACUCAAACUUUUGAGGAAGAGGGUUUCUUCAAUGAGACCCUCACUAGUCUUUCUCAUGUUCAUAUAAUAACUGAUAGUGAAAGUGCUUCAAGGGGAAAUCAUGGAGAUUCCAGUUUCCAAAGUUUAGCAGACAAAUCUAUAACCCGUUUUUAUUUUGAAUUUUCGGCUUCAUGGCCACGUACACCAAGUUGGAUCUCCUUUUUAGGAAAUGAUAUAUUCUACUCAAGUUUUGCUCGUAUUUUCAAGCGGCUAGUACAAGAAUGUGGCAUGCCUGUAGUAUUGGCUCUUAAAGGUGCAGUAGAUGAGUUUACAAUUGCCAAGGAGAGGUCUAAACAAUGUGUAGCCGCUGAAGCAUUGGCAGGCGUGUUACAUUCUGAUAUUGAUGGUCUAUCUGGAGCAUGGGAAAGCUGGCUGAUGCCCCAGUUGAAGAAUAUCAUUCUCACACAGUCUGUUGAAUCAGUUCCUGAGUGGGCCUCUUGCAUAAGAUAUGCAGUUACUGGUAAAGGAAAGUACGGAACAAGAGUUCCUCUUUUGAGGCAGAAAAUUCUAGAUUCAUUGAUGGAACCUUUACCUCCAACAGUACCUACCACCGUAACAGCCAAGCGAUAUGCUUUUCUGGCUGCUGCACUUAUAGAAAUUUCUCCACAAAGAAUGCCAGUAGCUGAAAUCCAGCUUCACAAUACACUUCUGAAGGAGGUCCUUGGUAAUAUGUGCCACUCAUCAGCCCAAGUGAGGGAGGCUCUAGGGGUUACCCUUUCUGUAUUGUUCUCUAACAUUCGGCUAUGUCAUUCAAGUUAUAAUGCUAAUGCAUGUGAUGAGAGAAACAACAAUGUUGAUAGUUUGAUGGAAGAUAAAAGCUGGGUUAAGUUUCUGACAGAGCGAGCAGCUGAAGCAGUUGUGAACAUUCAGACUGCAACCCAAUCAGAUAAAGCGGUGAAUCCCAUGGAUACAAGUUCACAAAAUGGGCAUUUAGAUGGUGAUUCACAAGAUGAUAUGAAAUGGAUGGAAACGCUACUCCACUUCAUCAUCUCAUCAUUGAAGUCUGGGAGAUCCUCCUAUCUACUUGACGUAAUUGUGGGGCUUCUUUAUCCUGUGAUUUCCUUGCAGGAAACUUCAAAUAAGGAUCUGUCGACAUUAGCCAAGGCUGCAUUUGAAUUGCUAAAAUGGAUGGUCGUUUGGGAACCUCACCUCCAGAAGGCCAUAUCUGUGAUUCUUUCUGCGGCUAAUGAUUCCAAUUGGCGAACUCGGUCUGCCAAAUUGACAUAUCUGCGUACUUUCAUGUACAGGCACACUUUCAUUCUCUCAAGUUCAAAGAAACAAGAAAUUUGGAGUACGGUCGAGAAGUUACUAAUAGACAACCAAGUUGAGGUACGAGAACAUGCUGCAGCAGUUUUAGCAGGUUUAAUGAAGGGUGGAGAUGAGGAUCUAGCUAAAGAUUUCCGUGAUAGAGCUUAUUUGGAAGCAAAUAGUGUACACAGGAGAAGAAAAUUGAGAAAUGCAAGUUCUGGUCCAUCUGUAGCAUCUGUUCAUGGUGCUGUACUAGCUUUGGCAGCUUCUGUAUUAUCAGCCCCAUAUGACAUGCCCAGUUGGUUGCCCGAGCAUAUUACACUGCUAGCUCGCUUUAGUGGGGAGCCAUCUCCUGUGAAAUCUACAGUGACAAAAGCAGUUGCUGAGUUCCGGCGGACACAUGCUGAUACAUGGAAUGUUCAGAAGGAGUUAUUUACUGAAGAGCAACUUGAGAUUCUGGCAGAUACAUCCUCUUCAUCAUCGUACUUUGCGUGAUCUAAUGAUCCCAGGACAUUGUUGGGUAUUGGAAAUAUUGGUUAGGGAAAGUAUGAUUUUCAUUUUUUGUAUAUCUAUAAUUGGUAAAAAUAGCUCUUAUUUACAUUUGGUACCAUUGAUUAGCUUCAUAAGAAGUUUAUUCCUUAAUCAUAUAUCACAAGUUGAGCUUCUAUUCUAA